AUGGGUACAGGAAAGAAGGAGGCCUCUCGUAAAGAGAGGGAGGGAAAGCCCAAGGAUGGCAUGGGCAAUGUCAAGACCAAAGGUGAAAAUUUCUACCGCGAUGCCAAGAAGAUCAAGACCUUGAACAUGUUCAAGGAUGGAAAGGCUCGUCGUAACGCUCAGGGUGAGAUCACAGUGGCCGCCAGUUAUCAGUCCAGAGACCUGCCGACAGCUCGUAUUGAGCCAAACCGUAAAUGGUUUGCAAACUCUCGAGUCAUCUCACAAGAGGCUCUGACCUCGUUCCGUGAUGCUGUUGCCGAGCGUGCUUCCGACCCUUACCAAGUUCUCCUCAAGACCAACAAGCUUCCCAUGAGCUUGAUCCGGGACGGUGACGGAAUCAACGGGCUCAAGCAGCAUCAGGCUAAGAUGGCGAUCGAGACUGCCCCCUUCAACGACACUUUCGGUCCCAAGGCUCAGCGCAAGCGUGUCAAGCUUGGUGUCUCUUCUCUCGAAGACCUCGCUGGCGAGUCCGCCCGCAACCAAGACACCUACAGUCAAAAGAACGAUGAAGGGUUCCACGCCGAUGGAAGUGCGAUCGUUCGUGGCGAUGACACUGCCGCUGCUGAGGACUUGGGUCUGCUCACAACUUCCCGCGAGUCUGUCUUCUCCAAGGGACAGAGUAAGCGUAUCUGGAACGAGCUGUACAAGGUCAUCGAUUCCUCCGAUGUUAUCAUUCACGUCUUGGACUCACGUGAUCCCAACGGUACUCGUUGCAGAAGUGUUGAAAAAUACGUUCGCGAGGAGGCACCCCACAAGCACUUGAUCUUUGUUCUGAACAAGUGUGAUCUUGUCCCAACCGGUGUUGCUGCCGCUUGGGUCCGUCACCUUUCCAAGGACUACCCUACCCUUGCAUUCCACGCCAACAUCAACAACUCCUUUGGUAAGGGCUCUUUGAUUGCCCUGCUCCGCCAGUUCUCUUCCCUUCACUCCGAUCGGAAGCAGGUCUCGGUUGGUUUCAUUGGCUACCCCAACACUGGAAAGUCUUCCAUCAUCAACACUCUUCGCAAGAAGAAGGUCUGCACAGUUGCCCCUAUUCCCGGAGAGACCAAGGUGUGGCAGUACAUCACUCUUAUGAAGAGAAUCUACCUCAUCGACUGCCCCGGUGUCGUCCCACCCAACGCGAAUGACACCGAGGAGGACAUUCUCCUUCGCGGUGUUUGCAGAGUGGAGAACGUUGAGAACCCCGAGCAGUACAUCCCUGCUGUGCUUCGUCGUGUGCAGCCCCGUCACCUCGAGCGUACCUAUGGCAUCAAGCACCAGGAAGAUUACCUCGAAUGGCUGGCACUUCUUGCUCGCCAGGGUGGUCGUCUCCUCAAGGGAGGUGAAGCCGAUCUGGAUGGUGUUGCCAAGAUGGUCAUCAAUGACUUCCUUCGCGGAAAGAUCCCCUGGUACACUCCCCCACCCAAGGGCAAGGGCAAGGAAGGCGAAGAAGAGGACGAUGGUGUCGAGGGCCGUGAAGGUCGCCUCGGCGAGAUGCCUCGCAAGCGCAAGUUGGAUGAAAACAACGAGCCUGUUGAGAAAGAUGACGAAGCUGAAUCUUCUGACUCCCAGCCUGGUGAUGAGGAAGUCGAUGGCGCUGAUAGCGACAAUGACUCCAUCGCCAACAUCGAAGUCAGCGACGUGGAGAGUGGCGAGGAGGAUUGA
Molecule: messenger RNA, 1683 nt
Organism: Penicillium brevicompactum
Lineage: Eukaryota; Fungi; Ascomycota; Eurotiomycetes; Eurotiales; Aspergillaceae
Product: putative GTPase NOG2
Exons: 3
Coding region: 1-1683 (560 amino acids)
Cellular component (GO): nucleolus
Molecular function (GO): GTP binding
Source: RefSeq, a predicted model, not a curated record